AUGAAUGUGUGUCGUUCGGUGCGUCGCGGUUGCACAGCGCUGGCGUUUCGUCCGCCUUUUUAUCGAAAAAAAAACACUGCGGCCUGCUCGUUUUAUGACGUAAUCAAUUUUUUCUAAUUUUUUUUUACAGCUUUCUUCAUUUUUCGUUUCUGAUUCUUUUUCUUCUUGAUAUCGAAACUUAUUACGAAUUUUAAAGUAGUUUGAAUGAUCAUCAAAGAUCACUAUUGAUUAUUGAUUUUUUUAUUUGUUAGGUGAUAUCGAUACGUAAAUGGAAAUAGUUUGAAAAUCACUUUUAUAUUUUUUCAUUCUAACAUUUGAAUCCUGUUUUUUUCAGCUCGUCACUUGGAUCAAUUGGAAAAUGAGUGAUGAAGUCAAACAGAAUGAAACAGAUCAACAGGAAGAUGUGAAAAAAGAAGAGGAUACCGAUGCUGAAAAGAAAGUGGAGGAACCAAAGGAAGAAGAAGAAGAAUCCAGUAGCAGCGAAAAAGUAGUUAAAACUACCGAAAAACAAGAAGAGGAAGAAACUGUUGAUAAAAAAGAAGAAAAGAAAAAAGUUGAAAAUAGUCCGAAAAAGAAAGAAAAAGCGGAUGGAAAAGAAAAUGUUCAGCAUGAAACUAUCACUGAAAAAGACAACACCUUAGAUCAUAUUGAGAUCAGACGAGUGAGUUCAUUGUGAGCUAGUCAAAAAAGUAUUCAAGUUAUUUUUAGGAUGCUGCUAAUCGCGUGAAACUUUAUGUGUUAUGUGAUCAAAGAGUUUGGGAAGAUCGGGGUACUGGACAUGUUAUGUGUGUCAAUUCACCGGAUGACGAUUCACCUACGAAUACUUCACCGUAUGUUAUUAUUGCGAGAUUAGAAGGACAACGUGAGUAAUUUUAGGUUUAAAAUCAAAUUUGGGAAAGAACUUAUAAAAUAUUGAAUAUUUAAAAAAACGGUCAAAGAGAAAAAUGUUGAAUUUUAAGAACAAAUUGUAUAAUAUUCAAAAUCAUCUUCAUUUUUAUAUUAAUUGGAGGAAGAAUUAAUACAGUUUUCAAUACUAAAAUUUUUGAAGAUUUGGGCCAUUUAAUAAUUCUGACGUUGAUUUUUUCCUGGUGAAUCCUUCUUAGUUUUUAAGCUAAUUGUAAAAUAUUGACAAUUUUUAAUCAAAUGAAAUGGAUCUUCCCUCGCUUUUUUUUUGAAUAUUAAAUCACAAUAUCUAAAUUUAGCUGCGAAAAAAAUCAAAACUUGUUUAUUUAUUUAUUUACGAUGAGCGGAAAAUACACCGUUAGAGAAAAUUAGACACCGAACUAGGUAAUAUUCAGAAAAAAAUUAAAUUAUUUACUCACAAAAAAUGCGCAGAAUUUUGACGAAUAACAUAAAGUUUAUAAAAGUAUAAUUAUAUUUUCGUAUAAAAAUUGAUUGUUCCAAUAUUAUGUGCCAUUUUUUCAAUUUUCAAUAAAUAAUCAAACAGCGGUCUUGUAUGUUCCUUUGAGACUUAUAAUUAAUUGAAAAACUACCGUAUUUUCAUCUCGAAAAAUUCAUCUCGUUUUAUAGUUGAAAUUAAAUAAAUUUUGUUCGACCUAUAACAAUGGCCAUUUCUCAAAAUAAAAGCCUUUGUUCUAUUUUCAAUUUUUCAGCCAAAAACAUCUUGGAAUCUCGGAUAUUGAUGGAUACGGUAUAUCAAAAACAACAGGUUAGUUUUUAAUUUUUUAAUUCUUAAAAAAUAGGGUUAGAACAAUUUUUAUAGGCAGAUAAGUACUCUAGAAAUCUGUCUGACUUUUUUGGAAAUGUUUAUUUUCAAGUCGUCAAAAAAGGAAGAAAAAAAACUACUUUACAAUGUUAAAGCUUUUUUGAAAAAUGGGUAUCAAAUCUUAGUUCGUUGUAGGAUGGGUUUUCACUGUUUUCAUUUGUUUUCUGGUUCAGGCUUUCAUUAUUUUGAGCUUCAGUUUUUAUAUUUGAACAUUUGAAGUCGCACUUGAACCACACCAUCCGUUGUAGGCCAGAGUACAAUUUGAAAAAAAAGUCAAACCCAUAAAAAUGCCCGAUCACACCUUCAAAAUUUUAUUUUAUUGCACACUAAUCUUUUUCUUAGUAUCAAAAUUUCAAUUUUCGAGAUUGAGCUCUGAAAAUAUGAAAUUUGGUUUUUUUUAAAUAGUACUCUGAAUCACAGGAUUGUGGUAGAUGAUUGUGCACAAUUCUCAAUCAAUUAGCGUACUAUUGCGAAAAACUGUAGAUUUCCGAAAAAAAACAGUUUCUACGUCGUGAAUUUUUCAUUCAAAUAAUUUUUAAAAUUUUUCAUUUUCGGCGUUUUUUUUCCGAAGAAUUUAGGAAGUUAAUAAACUCUCCCGUGAUUGUGAAUGUUCUACUGGCUACUGAAAUUCUGUAGAUUCGGAUUUAAUUUGCAUGAGAGAAUUGAGUUUUUUUUUUAUUUUCUAGGAAUUAUUCGGCUGUAUUCCAACACUAUUUUCUGCAGUUCGAAACUAGAGGGUUUCAAGUUUUCUCUUUAAAGAAUUAAAGGUUAUUUCAUGACAAUCACUCAUUCUUUCUGAAAUUCUACAGUAUACCGAAAAAAGUAAUGAUUUCAACAAAAUAUAAUAAAUGUUAUGGAAUAAUCCUUGCAACCAGCUGACUUGAAAAAAAAACAUCUCGGUCGUUCUUUCCUCUUAUAAUUCUUGCUUUUUGUUGUUCUUUUUGAACUGUCUGCGUCUCUAUUCUUCUAGUCCAAUGACACAUUGAAAACUAACAAUUUCAUUUUAUAUAUCUAUCUAUCUUUCUAUCGCCCUUUUUUCUUUCUGUUCCAACAACCGAAUAUUAUAUUAUUCAUUUCAUUUUCUUCUUUGCCUUUUCUUGUGCCAGCUUGUUCUAUUUCUCUCUUCCUCUUUUUCUGUUUAACACAUUGUUCCAGUUCGUGUUUGCACUUUAUUUUUCUCGUUUCGAAGAAGUUUUCAACUUAUUUAUAACAUUUAAGUUUUCAAAACGAAACGGUUUCCAUAGAAAUAAGUAACAUCAUGUGAUUAAUAUAAUUAGGGGUUAGCUGUACUUCUUUCAACAAACUUGGUUAUUUUACCUCAAAAACAUUUUAUAUAAAUUAUAUUUAUGAAGAGUAUUUCGAAAUCAUUCUUUUUUAUCAAUAAAAAAGUUUCAUCGCAUUGUGUACAUUUCUACCAAAAAGAAAAAAGUUCAAGAAUAAUUGAGCAUACUUUUUUCUUGUCUUUCUUUCUUUUCCUCCUCUUUUUUUUUGAAAGUUUCAACGAAGAAGAGGAUUUGCACAUUUUCCCUCGAAUAUUAUUAGCUUUUCCUUGAAGCUUGGUUAAUUUUGUUUUGUUUCUCCGUUUCUUUUUCCAUUUCUUCCAAAAGCAGAAAAAUUGUAUAUAUUGAUUUGUUUCGUGUUUUUUGUGCCUCUUCCUUUUUUCUCGUUCACAAGAGUGUGUUUUAUUUUUGUUUGUCUGACAUUGAGGAGUUGUUGUUUACUCGAAAAGAUGGAGCUGCCUCCUUUUUUUCAGCAGAAAAGCAGAUUUUUUUUCGUUUCUAUUUUUCAUUUCAAUUUUGUGGUUUGAAAACAUUUUUUUGUGGCGGCCAGAGAAUUUUUCCUCCCUUUUUUCUCGAGGAAAGUAGUAUGAUAAGAAAAAUGUAGAAAUUGUUAUUUGAUAAUUCCUAAUCCCUCUAUUGAAACCUCAUAGAAGAUUAGGACUCUCUGAAAUUCUAGUUACUCUUUCUAUCGUCUUAUAUUAUUGAUCUUUUCUCACUAUUUUUUCUAUAGAAUGGAUGAACCUUCAACUUCGGAAUCGUCGUCUUCUUCUUCUUCUCAGAGCGAAAGCGCUUUUUAUUUUUAUGGGAAUUUUAGUCGAUUUGAUAAGGUGAAAAAAAGAAAAAUGUUUAACAAGAAACGAGGAAUUUUUGUCACCUGGUUGAAAAAAAAAUGUUCAAGGUUUUUUUUUGAAAUCUAUAUAUAUUUUUUUUUAGGAGACAUUGAUUGUUUGGUCUGAAACUGAUGUGAUGGAUUUGGCAUUAUCAUUUCAAGAAAAGAAUGGAUGUGAAGAAUUAUGGACGAAAAUCUGUGAAGUUCAAGGACGUGAUCCAGGAGAUUCAGAUGCGAAUUAUGAUGAUGGAGAAGAUUCAGAUGUUGGAGAAUUGACAAGUUCGACAAGUCGAAUGCAAAUACCACCAAUUGAAGUUGGAAGAUUGAGCGAAAUUGAUGCUGUAAUUCAUAUGCAUUUAUCAACAAGUGCUGGAAGAGAAAGAAUGGCUAGCACUAUUGAAAAUGAUAAGUAAGUUUUUGAAAAACUUUGAUGAUAUCUAAAAUUCUGUGAUUUUCAGCAUUCUACCAAGUUUGUGUGAAGUAUUUCAAAUGUGCGAAGAUAUUGAAUAUACUGAAGGACUUCGAACAUUUUAUUCGAUUGCCAAAAAUUUGUUCAUGUUGAACAGAACUAGUAUGAUUGAAUUAUUGUUGGAUGACAAACAUAUUCGAGAUGUUAUUGGAAUGUUUGAAUUCGAUCCUGCUUAUAAAAAUCCAAGAAAACAUCGAGAUUUUGUAUAUGACAAAGCACGGUUUAGAGAAGUUUUGCAUAUUUCGAGUGAUGAACUAAAGUAUGUAUUUUAUUUUCUCCAUUUUCACAAAUUUCACAAAUCAAUUUUGGUUUUUUUCAGAGAAAAGAUUCACAAACUCUACCGUGCUCAAUAUAUUCAAGAUGCAUGUUUGCCAAGUCUUGGGCUUUUCGAGGAAAAUCUCCUAUCAACUCUCAAUAGUCAUAUUUUCUUCUCACGAGUUGAUAUUGUGACUGGAAUUCAGAGGGAUAAAAGAGCGAUGCGUGAAUUGUUUGGAAAUUUGAAAUCAAAUGAUUGUGAACCGAAAAAACGACGAGAUUUAGCAUUAUUCCUCAAAGAAAUGAUAAAUUUGAGUCAGAAUUUGCCGGCGACUGGAGGACAAAGCAAAGAUAAUUUCUUCAAAAAUUUGUUGGCAAGUGAUAUUUUGGAUGGAGUUGAGCCUUGUAUGAGAUCAAAAGAUGUUGAAACACGAUCUACUAUGGUUGAAAUUUUGAAAUCAUUAGUUGAACACAAUGCACAAACAAUUCGAGAUUUUCUGUUGAAACAAGCAAGAGAUCAAGAAGAUGAAGAUGUUCUAUUAAAUCGAUUGAUUACACAUAUGUUAACGGAUGAAGAUCCUCAUUUGACAAGUGGAACUGAAGUUAUAAUGGUAUGUUGAAUUCUUUUGAAAAUUCGAAAUAAUAACUUAUUUUCAGAUAAUGAAAACUUUGUUGGAUCCUGAUAAUAUGACAAGUAUUAAAACAGAAAGAAGUGAAUUUCUUCAAUUGUUUUAUCAUCGAUGUAUUCAUACUUUACUCAAACCACUUUUGGAAAAUGUUAGCGGUGGAAUUAUCAAAAAAGAUGAUUAUACAACUGCAAAUCGUGAAUCAAUAAUGGUUCGAUUAUUGUCAUUUUGCAUCGAACAUCAUUCAUUUUCAAUGAGACAACAUUGUAUUUCAACUGAUUUAUUGAACAAAAUACUUGUUUUACUCAAAUCAAAACAUAGAUUCUUGGCAUUAUGUAAGUUGAAAUUAUAUUUCAUUUCAAAUGUCAUUAAAUAAUUAUAGAUUCGCUCAAAUUAUUGCAACGCGUGGUUUCUGUAAAAGAUGAUUAUUAUGUUCGAUAUAUUGUACGAGAAAAAGUAUUGGAUGCUGUUAUUGAAUGUUUCAAAUCAAAUGGCUCAAGAUAUAAUGUUAUCAAUUCUGCAAUUCUUCAUUUAUUCGAUUUCAUUCGAUCUGUAAGUUUCAUCAUAAAAUAAAAAGAAGUUUUUUAUCUUCAUAAUAUUUUUCAGGAAGAUGUUCGUCCGCUGAUCAAAUAUAUUGUUGAAAAUCAUGGAGAUGUGGUGGAAAGUGUUCAAUAUGUGAAAACAUUUAUGGAAAUAAAAAUAAGAUAUGAUCAACAUCGAGAUCGAGAAGAAACAAUGAGUAUUAGAUCAGAAGAUAAUUCGAUGGCAAGUCCAAGAAGUUUGAAAAAAGAAAGACAAGAAGAACAAUGGUUUGAUGAAGAUGAUGAACUUGAAGUUGGAACAAUGCUUGAAUCAAUUGAAAAAGAUGUUACAACAAAUGUUGCUGGCGGAGAUUCAUCAAAUAAUAAGAAAAAAGACGAGCAAAAUAGUCCACGAAAAACUGGAAUUGAGCCAAUGUUUCCGUCAAUUAUGAUGAAACGAAAAAAUGCAAUCGAUAAUGAUGAUGAAGCACCUGUAUUUGGAGGCGGAUCAGCGGCUGUUUUAACAACUUCGGAUAAUCAGAAAAAGAUUGUUAUAAAAGUUGCGUCAGAUCGAUCACCUUCAAGAACUCCAAGUCCAGCAUCAUCUCCACGUGCUUCACCUGGACCAUCGAGAGAAGAUGAAGUUACCUCAUCUCAAAAUAAUAGCAAAGAAAAUAGUCCAAGUCCUGCUCCAACUGUUAAGGUAAGAUUUUUUGAAACUUGGGGAAAGGGUUGAAAAAAAGUAGAAUCUUUUUUAAUUAAGAAAAUCACGAUUUCUCAAAAAAAAAAUCGGUUUCUAAAAUGUGUUUAUUUUUCAGUCGCUGGUCGAUUACGAUGAGUCGGAUUCGGAUGAAGAAGCAUCACCAGAUGCAGUUCCAUCUUCUUCAACCGGUUCACCAGAUUCGGAAAAAGAUGGAAGUAUUUCAAAUAUGGACAAUAAUGAAGAGAUUAUUGAAAAUGGAACAACAUCACCGGCGCUUCAACCAAAUUCGCCACAAAAAACACCAAAGAAACACUCGCCGGAUUAUGUUUCUUCAACAUCUUGCGAAAUGGUUUCACAAAGUCCAAAUCGAAAACGUGUGUCAAAUGGAGAAAAUACGAUCGAAGUGAAAAGGAGUCGAGUUGUAGAAGUAGAAGAGCAAAAAGAAGACCAACAACAAACAUCUGAAAAUUCAUCAACUUCUGUUUGA
This is a messenger RNA of Caenorhabditis angaria, 6896 nucleotides long. Lineage: Eukaryota; Metazoa; Nematoda; Chromadorea; Rhabditida; Rhabditidae. The record is from the annotation of a GenBank genome assembly.